Blumeria graminis f. sp. triticale is the source of this 5820-nucleotide messenger RNA. Lineage: Eukaryota; Fungi; Ascomycota; Leotiomycetes; Helotiales; Erysiphaceae. The record is from the annotation of a GenBank genome assembly.
AUGGAUAGCAUAUAUGGGGGCCUUCGUAGACAAUCACUCCAAAAACUAGCUACAAUCGCCGCAACUGCACCGCCGUCUAGAAUCCAAAGCGAUCUUGACCGGCUCUGUCAAGGUUGUUCCCACGAUGUUUAUUCAGAAUCCAUUUCGGUCGAGCUUAAUAGUACACCGAAACUAGUACCCGGUGUCCAUAAACCUAUGACCGUUAGAGAAUUUGAGGUUCUUGUUGCUCUCUGCAAAGCGUCUCCAAUUCUGAGCGAGAAAUAUCUGGGCGAAAAGCUAGCACGGCAGCUCUCUCCCUACUUACUAGAAGUCCACGUACAGGAGUUGGAGCCUUCGCCAUUUUUCCGUAAUAUUGAGCCUUCGCCCGGUGAGGUACUCACAUCGCAUCUUACGACUGCGUUACUUUCACUAGGAAUUAACCAUAGCUCUUUACAAGAAACUGUUAAGAAUAACAUAUGGGUUUAUCUAGACUGUUGUCAGCUCACAGCAUCAGAUUUGGUUUCUCGUUCAAAUAGCCAUAAUGAUAUUAAAGACGCAAUUGAAAUAGCCACUAUCACAGUUUCUAUUAUUGGUUUUCUCGAUGCUGCUGCUAGCCAUGCGAACUUUUGGAGCUAUGAAGAUCGCCUAUGCCUGAUAGAGCGUGUAAAGCUAGUGCUUUCUCAAGAUUUCCUUGUGGUGGUUGAAAAAUCUUUAUCGACUAUCCACAAUUCUCAGACUCCUAGUUUACAAUUACGAGAAUGGAAAAGAUAUGUUCGGCUCUAUGCCUCUACCGGACGCCCACUAGGUGCUAUGCUUCUUCAAAGAUCUUUCGUGUGGUUACUAGUGGCAACAACCUCGCUUCUAUCUGUAGAGGUUGACAUGCUAGUGGGCAAAGACAUACUAGAUUUGAGACUUUCUGAUAGUUCCCUAUUCAAGACCACGUUUCAGAUCGGUUCUACUGAAAGCGAGGCAAUCGAAACCCUAGCUAAUAUUGCUUCCGAUCAGAUAACUCUCCUAGAAGACGAAGCUGAUUAUCUUCGCCUUGGAUCAGUUUGGCAGCAAAGACUUGCAUAUUCCACCAAGGCAGGUGCAUUAAUCAGUUACCUGAACUGUAUCCUCUAUGAUGAUAAUGCUGCAGAUGUUGGCAGCUUCAUGGCUUGGCUUGAAAUUUGUUUAGCAGACCCUAUUCAAAUGGCCGACAAAACGCUAGCUAGUGUGGUACUACGAUCUUUGGCAUUGAUUUCAAGAUCCUUCACUGCAUUCGCGCCUAGCGUGAGCCGGAUAUUGCCUAGGUUUAUUAUUCAGGGGAGCACCAGUAGCCAGUCAAUAGCGGUAGCUUCAUCAUGUUUGGCUAUUGUAUUGCAGUUAUUAUCGCAUGAUGCUAUUAUAUCUACAAUCUAUACUCUUGGAAAUGUUCUUAGCUCCGGCUGGACGACAGAUAGAACGCUUUCUGCCAACCUAAAUGCCGAGCUAGGUCUCGAUGGGAAUGGAAAUAAUUUUCUUUACGAGGAAAAGCAUCCCUCCAUUAGCUCUAUAGUCCUUGCUGCCAAUACGGAGGAAGAAUCAUUGAUGAUUUAUGGAAAUAUUGUCAAGGCUAUUUGUAGUAUCGCAAUUGCGUGUAAUGACUCCAAAAUCACGGCUCUAGCUCAGUCGAUGCUCUUGCAAAAAAUUGACAAAGUCAACAAGUCCAUAGACGCGCGAAUAAUAACAGAGGCAUCUGGCCUGGCGCUAAGCGGCGGACCUUUGGAGUUCCGAUCUCUUCUCAAAUUAUACGCUAAAAUGACUACAGAGGGAAUAAAUCAGAAAAAUGACGCUCUACUACUAGCGAUUUUAAAAGGAAGAGACUAUUUGUCAACAAGUUUACACAGAGACUCACCACUAUUCGACAUCUACCUAAGACAUUUACUAGAAGCAAUCAUCAGCAAAGGUGACUUGCAUCAAGUGGAGAGUACUCGUGAGGCAGACGUCGAGUUUGCAGCUCGAGAAAUUGAGCAGCUACUAAAUCCAUUAGCAAUUCUGAUGUCAAACUCUGACCUAGCCUCACUAGAAGAUCUAGAUGAAGACAUUUUUUCAUUGAUUCGAGAUUCAUGGUUCAAUAUCGUCGUGCACGGGUUUGUGAUGAAUACUGAAAGAGGAACUAAAUAUUUAAAAGAGUUGCGCCUUAUGGCUAUGCAUUCCAAACCUCUUGUUGCUGAGCAACGAGGUGAGCAGGUCGAGAGUGAUAUUGAGCUAAACACCGUUCUUCGCCGAGGUGGUAGUUCUGAAUACGAAUCUAGGCAGAAACGUCGACUUUCGUCUUUGCUACCCUCUAGGGUGACAGAAAUACGUGGAUUAAGCUACUCCAAAGUUAUUUUUUUGCAUGCUGCAUAUUUAGUUGAAAUCCUACGAGCAGGAACUGGAGACUGUACAAAAGCUCUAACCUACUUCCUUGAACCUAGCAUGCGAAAAGGCGAUAUGAGUAUAACCAUGGAGUCAAUCACUAGUGCAGUGAUGGACGUAUAUUUAAAUAUGACACUGGCAGGCACAAAUUCUUUGUUUCUAGCCCCUUGUGUAUCGAAGCAGCUAGCCUCCAUAUUUGGUGAUUGUUGCUAUCGGAUCGAUCGAGUCCAGCAGGCAGCUGUGAAUUGUGCAGAUCGAAUUAUGCGCGACGUACCUUCUGCCCUAUGCCAUAGAUAUUCUCUAUUUGCUCUCCUCGAUCUACUGACACUAAUGUGGAUCAGCUGUCUAGAAGCGGAAACAGAUGAAUACGAAUGCAAAUCUUCCUUCACCUCGAGUCGUAGUAAUAUUACCAUCGAACUUUCAGACGAUUUCAGGCUGCGUCGACAGACUUUAGACAAUCUAUACAAGAGAGCUAAAACUUGGGUCACAAAUGUGAUUAAUCUUGCGCCAUUAGACGUCAAAGGCCUUCUGCAAACAUACCUAUCUGAGUACGACAAUGACGAAGUAUACGAUCAAAUAUCUCUUGGUAGGUCAUUUGCAAUCGAAAUGGGGGCAUUCAUUCCUAGCACGGAUCAGAAACUCGUGGCCAUAGACCGCGUUGGUGAUUGCAAUAUUAAUACUGCAUCAGAGUUCAUCGCCCAGUACACCACCCGGCAGGAAUAUCGGUAUUCAAAUAUUCUUCCAAAUCACGAUGCAUCAUGGUUAAAGUCAGCUGGUCUUGGCCACCGUAGAAAAUUUACUUUGUCAAGAGACUUCGAUUUUGAAAAUGCAAUCACUGUUCUUUCACGUUUAGAAAUUCAAAUUCAAGAGCAGGAAUCUAUCUCUCUUGUAGAAAUACGUGAUAUCCUGCGACGAGCCGCGACAUUACUCUACAGAAACUGUGGUAACGGAUGUGCAAUAGUUUAUUACCUUGUUAGCAUCCCAUUUUCGCUCUUCACUGAAGAGUCUAUCAAGCUUGGCAUAUCUCUUUGGCUUGGGGUCAUGAAUGAAAACCCUCAAAUAGAAUCACGCAUUCUGACAGAAAUCGCCCAAAACUGGGAGACGAGUAUACACAAACGACUCGGGGCUUUCAAGUCUAGCUUUUUACAUAUAGAUCCAUUUUGUGACAAGGUUGAAUUUGCUCCAAGUGAUCGAACUCUACUUUCAAGGAAGGCGAAGAUAGCUCAGAGUUUACUUGCGCCUCACGUAAGAUUAACACAGUUUCUGGGCAGCCAUUUUAACGCGACUCGGCUUGGAAGUCCGCAUACAGAAAGAGUAUUUUUGCGAAUAUUGGAUGUUACCCUCGACGGACUGACGCAUGCCACAGCUCACCCACUUGCGAGGGAAGCUAGAUUUCAAAUAAUUCUUUUUGGCCUGAAAGUUUUACGACACUGUAUUGGACUUGAUCGAAACGCCAAGUAUGAUCUUAAGAACAAGAUCCUCUCAUCAGCACUAUUAUGGUUCAGUUUUGCCCCAUGUUGGUCUUUUGGCGGCAACCGACUUCAACUCAAAGCCGAAAGCCGCUUACUAACGGAUGUUGCUGCAGCAUUACGUACGGUUGAGCUCAAGAGUGAUGCAGCAUCAGCAUCGCUUUUAAAAGUGAUUCAGUCAAAAGAAGCCCUUCUUCACGCAUUGAUUGAAAGUGAAAAAUUAAGGAUUGGUGUCUGGCUACACCCCUUAAACUAUACUCAGAACGGCCAGACACUGACCUAUGCAAGUAAAGGAGUUUCUGAGGCAAAUCUGUUGGGACUAGUAAGGACGGCUUGGGCUGAAAGUCCAGCUCUAGCUAUUCAGCUUGCUACUAGAUUUCCUUCGACCAAGCUUCAUAAAGAAGUUCGAUGGAUACUACUAAACUUUCCUGAAAGGGCUAUUUCGGACCCAAAUGCAGUCCAUAUUCUUUUAGGAACCACAUUUCCUGACGAUGUCUCAUCUCAACUCAAGUACCUGCUCUAUUGGGCUCCGGUCAAUCCCAUAACUGCUAUCACUUAUUUUCUGCCAGCAUAUCGCAAUGACCCAUACAUAAUACAGUACGCAAUGAGAGCACUGGAAAGUCAUCCCAUUGACGUUACAUUCUUCUAUGUACCCCAGAUCGUGCAAAUUCUACGGUAUGACAAUUUAGGUUAUAUAGAAAGGUAUAUAGUUGAAACAGCCCAGCUAUCUCAGCUCUUUGCGCAUCAAAUAAUUUGGAACAUGAAGGCAAAUGAGUUCAAAGACGAAGAGUCUCAGAUUCCUGAUCCACUCAAACCAACCCUUGAAAAAGUAAUGAAUCGAAUGAUUUCUGAGUUCUCUAUCAUUGAUAAAUCUUUCUAUGAAAGAGAAUUUGCAUUUUUUGACAAAGUCACAAGCAUAUCUGGGAAGUUGAAACCAUUCAUCAAACGACCAAAGCCGGAAAAAAAACAAAAGAUUGAAGAAGAAUUAAGAAAAAUACAAGUAGAAGUCGGAGUUUAUUUACCAAGUAAUCCUGAUGGCGUUGUGAUUGGUAUUGACAGAAAAUCUGGUAAACCAUUGCAAAGCCACGCAAAAGCUCCUUUUAUGGCAACAUUCAGGAUUAGAAAAACUUUACUAAACAAUGAAGAAACAGCGGCAAUAUUAGAUAAUGUGCAAGCAGAGACCAAACCAGCCCAUGAGAAUACUAUCGAAAUUUGGCAAUCCGCAAUUUUUAAGGUAGGAGAUGACUGUCGCCAAGAUGUUCUCGCGCUGCAAAUGAUUGCAGCGUUUAGGGGAAUAUUUAACAAUGUCGGACUCGAUGUUUACGUUUUUCCCUAUAGAGUUACUGCAACAGCACCUGGCUGUGGCGUUAUUGAUGUUCUUCCAAACUCCAUCUCACGAGACAUGCUAGGGCGAGAAGCCGUAAAUGGACUGUAUGAUUACUUUGUUUCAAAAUAUGGCAACGAAGAUUCAUUGCGAUUUCAAGAGGCUCGAAGUAAUUUCAUUAAAAGCAUGGCAGCAUAUUCCAUCAUCUCUUUUCUACUACAAUUUAAAGACCGGCAUAAUGGAAAUAUCAUGAUUGAUGAUGCUGGACAUAUAUUGCACAUAGAUUUUGGAUUUUGCUUUGAUAUUGCACCUGGUGGGGUUAAAUUUGAAAGGGCCCCAUUCAAGCUAACAUCUGAAAUGCUGGCUGUCAUGGGCGGAAAUACUGAACAUCAGGCGUUCAAAUGGUUUGAAGAGCUCUGUGUAAAAGCUUUUUUGGCAUCUCGUCAACACGCCGAGAAGCUUUCUCAGCUUGUGCUCGUAAUGUUGGGAUCGGGCCUGCCUUGUUUUAAGCCUGAAACUAUCAAAAAUUUCAGGGACCGAUUUGUCCUUGAGAAGACUGAACGAGAAGCGGCUGAAUUCAUGAAGGGACUAAUCAAAACAAGCUACAAGAGCUAUUCUACAGGCGUUUAUGAUCAAUUCCAAUUACUCACCAACGGUAUUCCGUACUGA